CUACAAGCAAAAUUUGCUGCAGACUGCCCUUAUGCAUACUAUGUCCAUUGUUUUGCUCACCAAUUACAAUUGGCUCUGGUUGCUGCAUCCAAAGAAGUACCUGAGGUUCAGAAUUUUUUUGAACAUCUUUCUUUUGUUGUCAAUACUGUUGUGUCUUCUAGUAAGAGAAAUGAUGACCUUCAUGCCAAUCAAGUAGCUGAAAUGGAACUUUUGGCUGAACUUAAUGAGCUUGAAACUGGAAGGGGAGCUAAUCAAAUUGGGACUUUAAAGCGGUCUGGUGAUACUAGAUGGAGCUCACAUUAUGAUUCUGUGUGCAGCCUAAUAAAAUUGUAUAAACCCACAUUCUUGGUCCUCAAGGACAUUGCUAAUACUAAAGGUCCAGGAACUUCACAAACAGUAAGAGGGAAGGCUGCUGGUGCUGUUACAUUGAUGAUGUCAUUUGACUUUGUAUUUAUUUUGCAUCUUAUGAAAGAACUGAUGGGAAUCACAGAUUUGCUUUGCAAGAAGUUACAGCACAAGUCUCAAGAUAUUGUGAAUGCUAUGGAUGAUGUCGCCACCACAAAGAAGUUGCUUCAAAACUUGAGAGAGCAUGGUUGGGACAAUCUAAUUAGUGAUGUGAUAUCUUUUUGCAUGAAACAUGGAAUUGCUUAUCCAAACAUGGAAGACUUCUAUGCAGACUUCAUUCGAUCUCGUGCAGCUAAUGAGACUACAGUUGAGCAUCACUAUAGAUAUGAUGUUUUUACAGUUGUAAUUGAUCAACAGGCACAAGAAUUGAAUUGCAGGUUUAGCGAACAAGCAACAGAGCUUCUCAUGUUGUGUACUUCUUUGGAUCCUAGGGAUUCAUUCAGUUUAUUCAACAUUGAUAAUGUGUGCAGUCUAGCUUCAAAGCUCUAUCCCGCUGACUUUUCGGAGCAAGAAAGAAGAACCUUGAGAUGUCAGUUACGGCAUUAUGAGCAUGAUGUACCUACUAAUCCAAAGUUUCAGAAUUUGACAAGUAUAUCUGAUCUCUGUCGGCGACUUAUAGAAACUAAGAAGGCAGAAGAUUAUUAUUUGAUUGAUAGAUUGAUUCGUCUUGUUCUUACUCUACCUGUUUCUACUGCAACGACAGAGCGUGCAUUUUCAGCAAUGAAACUUCUCAAGACAAGACUUCGCAACAAAAUGGAAGAUGAAUUUCUAAGGGAUUGCAUGUUAAUCUAUAUUGAGAGGGAGAUUGCUAUUAAGUUCACGACAAAUGCAAUUAUUGAUGAUCUCUAUGCGAAGAAGAACCGUAAAGUUCGACUAAAAUGAAAUCGUUUGUUUUCACUAACCCACCUUUUUGUAAAGUGUAGCUAGCUUUUGUAAUAUGGUUCCUGGCUGCAUGAAUGAACAAUGAAAAUUUGGUGUCAACUGUAAGUACACCUAAUCAUUGUAUUCUCCAUAUCCAAUGAAUAUAUGUUGACUUAGCCU
Molecule: messenger RNA, 1446 nt
Organism: Panicum virgatum (switchgrass)
Lineage: Eukaryota; Viridiplantae; Streptophyta; Magnoliopsida; Poales; Poaceae
Exons: 2
Coding region: 202-1287 (361 amino acids)
Molecular function (GO): protein dimerization activity
Source: RefSeq, a predicted model, not a curated record